Mirounga angustirostris (Northern elephant seal) is the source of this 1751-nucleotide messenger RNA. RefSeq names its product F-box and leucine rich repeat protein 6 (gene FBXL6). The transcript has 9 exons. Gene Ontology annotation, molecular function: protein binding. Bases 50 to 1720 code for a protein of 556 amino acids. Gene Ontology annotation, cellular component: SCF ubiquitin ligase complex. Lineage: Eukaryota; Metazoa; Chordata; Mammalia; Carnivora; Phocidae. The record is from RefSeq and is a predicted model, not a curated record.
CGGCUUCGCCUCUUCCGUCCGCCGCGGCCGCGGAGUCCAGCUGGGAGCUAUGGCUCCCGGGGCGGCGCGGCGGGCCCGACGCAGGGCCCGGGGCGCGCUGCCGGCCGGGGCGCGGGCUCGCUCGGCCGAGGACUGGUGGUGGGACCAGCUGGCGCCGAGCGGCUCCGGGUACCACCUGCUGCAGUCGGACAGCAUGCUGCUGGUGCUGCCGGGCCCGGGGCCUGCCCGCACUCGCGUGCAGAGGCGUGCCGCCCGCCGCGCUCAGCGGCUGCUGCCCCCCGCGUCCCGCGCCUCGGCCGCCAAGGCCAGGCCUAGGGCUGCGCCCGCUGCGGAGCCGCAGCAGGGGCCCGACCCGGGCUGGGGCGACCGCAUCCCCCUGGAAAUCCUGGUGCAGAUUUUCGGGCUGCUGGUGGCGGCCGAUGGGCCCAUGCCUUUCCUCGGCAGGGCUGCACGCGUGUGCCGCCGCUGGCACGAGGCCUCCUCCCAGCCCGCGCUCUGGCACACCGUGACCCUGUCGCCCCCGCUGGCUGGCCGCCUCGCCAAGAGCGGAGCCAAGGCCGAGAAGAAGGUUCUCGCCUCUCUGGAGUGGCUUAUGCCCAAUCGGUUCUCCCAGCUCCAGAGGCUGACCCUCAUCCACUGGAAGUCCCAGGUACACCCCGUGUUGAAGCUGGUCAGCGAGUCCUGUCCUCGACUCACCUUCCUCAAGCUUUCUGAUUGCCAUGGUGUGACCCCUGACACUCUGGUCAUGCUAGCCAAAGCCUGCCCCCAGCUCCACAGCCUGGAUAUACAGCACUCCAUGGUGGAGUCCACAGCCGUGGUGAACUUCUUGGAGGAGGCAGGGCCCCGAAUGCGCAAACUGUGGCUGACCUACAGCUCCCAGACAACAGCCAUUUUGGGUGCGCUGCUGGGCAGCUGUUGCCCCCAGCUCCAGGUCCUGGAGGUGAGCACCGGCAUCAAUCGCAACAGCACUCCUCUCCAGCUGCCUGUUGAGGCUCUGCAGAAGGGCUGCCCCCAGCUGCAGGUGCUGCGGCUGCUGAACCUGAUGUGGCUGCCCAAGCCUCCCGGGCGAGUGGUGACUCCUGGCCCAGGCUUCCCCAGCCUUGAGGAGCUCUGCCUUGCUGGCUGCACCUGCAACUUUGUCAGCAAUGAGGCCCUGGGCCGCCUGCUCCACGGCUCCCCUCAUCUGCGCCUGCUGGAUCUUCGUGGCUGUGCCCGCAUCACACCUGCUGGCCUGCAUGAUCUGCCGUGUCAGGAGCUAGAGCAGCUUCACUUGGGUCUUUAUGGCACAUCCGACUGGCUGACUCUAGCCAAAGAGGGCAGCCACCUGUUGACCCAGAAGUGGUGCCACACUCUGCGGGAGCUGGACUUGAGUGGCCAGGGCUUCAGCGAGAAGGACUUGGAGCAGGCCUUAGCUACCUUCUCAGCCACCCCUGGGGGCUCACCCCCAGCCUUGUGCUCUGUCAACCUCAGGGGCACCCGGGUCACACCAAGCACGGUCAGCUCUGUGAUCAGCAGCUGCACAGGCCUGCUCUACCUCAACCUGGAGUCCUGCCGCCGCCUUCCUCGGGGCCUGAAGCGGGCCUACCGAGGCCAGGAGGAAGUCCAGUGGUGCCUGGAGCAGCUGCUCACCGCCUGCCCUCCUCCAGCUAGGCAGUCCCAGACCCCUGACCCUCAGGUAGCCAGCGGCGCCCUCCACCCUUUUCGCAUUUUGGAUGUUUGAGCAUUUUGUUACAAUAAAACAUUUUUAGGAA